Bombyx mori (domestic silkworm) is the source of this 1349-nucleotide messenger RNA. Its product is annotated as 4-hydroxyphenylpyruvate dioxygenase. The coding region runs from base 149 to 1291 and encodes 380 amino acids. Gene Ontology annotation, biological process: L-tyrosine catabolic process. Gene Ontology annotation, cellular component: endoplasmic reticulum membrane; Golgi membrane. Gene Ontology annotation, molecular function: 4-hydroxyphenylpyruvate dioxygenase activity. The transcript is spliced from 9 exons. The record is from RefSeq and is a predicted model, not a curated record. Lineage: Eukaryota; Metazoa; Arthropoda; Insecta; Lepidoptera; Bombycidae.
CAAGCCUUUACCUCUGCCUUGUUUUCUUAUUUGUAAACUUUAUUGAAUUCACUAUUCUGGUUUUAAUAUAAAACCUUACUUGACUACCAACGUUUCAGUGCAGACAAGAGACUCGCACGUGUAACGUUAAUCGAAUUCUUAAUACAAAAUGACGACUUACACGGACAAGGGCAGAAAGCCGGACGAUGGUCGUUUCUUGGCUUUUGACCACGUCACGUUUUGGGUUUCGAACGCCAAACAAGCGGCCAGUUACUACGUGACGAGGUUUGGCUUCGAGCCAUUGGCUUACAGCGGUCUGGAGACGGGUUCUAGACAGAUUUCGUCUCAUGCCGUCAGAAUGAAUAAGAUAAUCUUCGUGUUUCAAGCGCAAUAUGAGCCUGUGGAAACAGAAUUCGUAAACGAAGUGGCAAUUCAUGGUGACUUCGUGAAAGACGUAGCCUUCCAAGUGGAAAACUUGGACUACAUAUUGGAGUAUGCAAGGAAACAGGGAGCGAAGGUCGUCAAGGAUCUGUGGGAAGAAAAAGAUCAAUACGGCGUUGUCAGAAUGGCUACGUUGAAAACGUACGGCAGUAAUACUCACACUCUAGUCGAUCGUUCUAAAUAUACCGGACCAUUUUUGCCGGGAUACCAACUAUUAGAGAAAGAUCCGAUCAGCAAAUAUUUACCCAAAGUGGAAAUAAACUUUAUAGAUCACAUUGUUGGGAACCAGCCAGAGAACGAAAUGGAGGAAGCCGCUUCGUGGUACGAAAGAUGCCUCCAAUUCCACAGAUUCUGGUCAGUUGACGACAAGCAAGUUUGCACAGAAUAUUCCGCUCUGCGGUCAGUUGUGAUGGCGAACUGGGAGGAAACGGUCAAGGUGCCGAUCAACGAGCCAGCCGCCGGGAAGAGGAAGAGUCAGAUACAGGAAUACGUGGAGUACCACGGCGGAGCUGGAGUUCAGCACAUCGCUAUCAAUACAGAGGACAUUAUUACUGCUAUCGAAAAUCUACGCGAGAGAGGCGUAGAAUUCCUCUCGAUACCUUCAAAAUACUACAACCUAAUACGGGAACGUUUGAAGCAAAGUAAAGUGCGCGUGGCGGAAAGUAUCGAUGUUUUGGAACGCCUCAACAUACUCAUAGAUUACGACGACGACGGUUAUCUACUGCAAAUCUUCACGAAGAACACUCAAGACAGACCCACGCUCUUCUUAGAGGUCAUACAACGGCGGAAUCACAAUGGCUUCGGGGCGGGUAACUUCAAAACUCUAUUCGAAUCAAUAGAGUUGGAACAGGAAAAACGCGGCAACUUGUGACGUACAAAAGCAAAUGUUUUUUUCUUAUGAAAUUGUUAAAUAAAUCCAACAGUUCUUU